Molecule: messenger RNA, 852 nt
Organism: Ochlerotatus camptorhynchus
Lineage: Eukaryota; Metazoa; Arthropoda; Insecta; Diptera; Culicidae
Exons: 2
Coding region: 160-696 (178 amino acids)
Source: RefSeq, a predicted model, not a curated record
UUUUCAGUUUCGAAACUGGGACAUUGAUUUAUGUGAAGAUUUUUCUGUAAAUAAAUUUAAGCCUCCACGAAACGAUGACAUCGCCUAGGAUUUAAGUGUAAACCAUUAAGUAGAAUGAUUAGCAACAAUUGUAAUCUACAUAGUGUUUAAGUGUGCUGUAUGUGCCGUGAAUGUCGAGAAAAAAUUUCCUUUAAAUGGUGCAUAAUGGAUGAUGACCUUCAACCGUUGAGGAGCGACGAAUGUAUUGAGCAGAAUAACAAUAACGUUAUUAUCGACGAAAGUGAAGGAGCUGUCGGGGGACCCGUGGAAAACGAUAGCCAGCCGCCAAUUCUACAGCUGAGUGAAGUCGAUUGGACUGAGGAAGAGUUUGAUCGGGAUCCUCAUAGGGAAUACUUUUACGAUGCAUAUCGAUCCGGAGCUGGAUCACCGGAGUUAGACGAUUCCGUAGAGACCACAGAGGAGGUGGCAACGGAGCAGAAACCACUGUCACUGAUGGACGACUGGGAACUGUGGGACUAUAUGGACGAGGAAACGCUAAAGCAGCGACUGAAAUUUCAUCCGGAGCUGCUGGAGCAAAUCACACGUAAGCGGAAGCGAAGAGCCGCUCUGGAGGAAAGUGAUGAUGACGAUCUCUGUGCGGUGAUGGAAAGGCAUGCAAAAGUGACGAAGUUUAGUGAACACGCAAAGGUGUACUAGUGUCGAAUCUACUAUCUAGUGUUUCAGUUUUAUUUUACUAAUUUUAAUUGUAAAGUGUAAUUUAGCAUGUGUAAUAUUAAUAGAACUUUUUACAAUUUCUGCUCUGUACUCUUUUCAAGCAUACUUGUAAAUAUAUUACUUUAUUGAUUGCUUCAA